Molecule: messenger RNA, 1474 nt
Organism: Vitrella brassicaformis
Lineage: Eukaryota; Vitrellaceae
Source: the annotation of a GenBank genome assembly
GGUCGCAUUGGCGAGGACAGACAUUCGCCAGGAAGCUCCUCCUCGCCGCGGAUCAUUCUAUUGAGGAUGACUUAUCAACCAUCCUUUGCGGCUCUUGCCUUGGCAUCUCUCUGCUUCCUCGUCGCUUUGGCGCAUGCUGAACCGGUCACAAGAUCUGUGGAUGCCGAGUACAUCCGCUUCUUCCAGCGUCAGAUUGAGGAGCAGCAACGGAGCUCCCCUCCUCAGUCCGACGAGCAGCGAUGGAGCUCUCUCUUCAAGCUGAUAGAUGGCUUCAACCGCACGCCACCACUCUCGCCCUCCGUGCUGCCAUCUCUGGUGGAAAACCGCACGGAAUCCAAUGCAUUGCCGGCCGCCCCGGCCGCUGCCGCCCAUGCCGAAGCGUCAGCUCCCGGCGCAUCUACCGCACUCAGCCAUCCAUCUGCGGUGGCCCUUCCGCUUGUGGAGGCCAUGACGGACAAGUCCUUCGUCGUUGCAGUGGAUUACGGCACAGACCAGUUUGCGUUGUCGGUCAUGCAGCGGCUGUCGAGAAAGGGGGGCAUGCUGCUGCUCGCCAGCAGUCAAGAAGCCGUGAACAAGGCCAUGGCCAGCUUCGUGCUUUCAGGGAGGCCCAAUGCAUUUGCAUUUCAUGUCGAGCUGGCUGCGAGGGAGGAGGGAACCACGGAGAGCAUUGGAGCUUCGUUUGAUUGCGGCCCCCUGUGCCCUCCUCGUCCUAUUGGCCUUCUGCCGGCUGGGUGGCAAGCGCCAGUGCGGGUGCGGCUGGAUGACCUGAAGCUGCAAAGAGGAGACCUGAUCAGGUGAUGACACACACACACAAGGGCGUCUUUGCACUUCUGUGAUGCUGCCUUUGCUUUGUCAUUCAGGUUCUCUAUGGAUGCGGAGCCGCUGCAGAUAAAGGCUAGAUGGAACAGCGCCCUUCAUGCGCUGGAUGGCGGCCUCGACAUGCUGACAAGACUCAGACCAACCAUCGUUAUGGACUGGUGGGCCACACUGGAAGACGGGCCAUCGGAGGCCAUGGCUCUCGUGCACAGCUGGCAAGGGCGCCUGAAUCGCAUGCUGACGGGUGACGAUGACCGGGAGGAGAAGGCAAGUAGAGCUGUCAUGGUGUACAGGUGUGAGCUGUUCAACACUGAGAGCGUCUUGGUCGGCACAAUGAAGACGCGGGAGGCGACAGAGGAGGAAAGACGAGAGUUCAGCCGUCUUAUGGAGCUGCUGAGGCAAGAUGCUGGCUACAUGAGGGUGCUGACUGUGUGUCGGCCGCGUGAUAUGACACUGUGAUUCAUACCGAAUGGAUCGUAGAAGUGAUAAUAGAAACCAUCAUGGAAGAAUCCAUCAACACGACACCAAGAUAUAAAAUGUAGGCAGAGAUUGCUGCUGCUCGCCGAGUGCAGCACAUGAUCAUCUGUCGCCCACCACGAGGCCACGAGGCCCACCCGCAUAGGCAAAACACACCACAGCCACAAGCAAAAGACGCCAG